This is a messenger RNA of Staurois parvus, 344 nucleotides long. Lineage: Eukaryota; Metazoa; Chordata; Amphibia; Anura; Ranidae. The record is from the annotation of a GenBank genome assembly.
CGGAUAUAGUGAAUGCAGGGUCCGGGGAGACCGGAUAUAGUGAAUGCAGGGUCCGGGGAGACCGGAUAUAGUGAAUGCAGGGGUCCGGGGAGAGCGGAUAUAGUGAAUGUAGGGUCCAGGGGAGAGUGGAUAUAGUGAAUGCAGGGUCCGGGGAGAGCGGAUAUAGUGAAUGCAGGGUCCGGGGGGAGAGCGCAUAUAGUGAAUGCAGGGUCCGGGGAGACCAGAUAUAGUGAAUGCAGGGUCUGGGGAGACCAGAUAUAGUGAAUGCAGGGUCCAGGGAGAGUGGAUAUAGUGAAUGCAGGGUCCGGGGAGAGCGGAUAUAGUGAAUGCAGGGUCCGGGGAGA